UGUUUCCUAUCUCAUCUUCUUGGUCCAAUUUGAUAACCAAAAGAGUCCAAGACGCCGGCCAUCUUCGAGGUAUUUCAAUUCCUGCCUUUUUUCUGGUGGGGAAAUCAGAAACCAUCUCUAAAAUCAGUGUCCACGGUUGAAUUGAGGAAAGGAGAGAACUUUGCGAUCAGAGAGUUUCGUCAGUGCCAUUGUCUUGAUUUCUUACUUUCUCCGACGAGGGUUUGAUUUCACAGGAUUCUUUUGUUGCCUUGUCUUUGAAGGUGUUCACAGAUAGAUAGAGUAAUUGUUGCUGUUGUGGGUUUUGUGAUAUAGUUAAGGGUUUGAGUCUUGAAGAGUUAUCAAUCAAUUCUCAUGGGAAUUUGCUUAACUAAGAAACAUAAGCAUGAUGAUGAUGACAAUGGCAUCGAGUUCACUGGUGGAAAUGUGCACCUUAUUACGACCAAAGAGGGUUGGGAUGAAAAGCUUGCUGAGGCAAGCAAGGAUGGAAAGAUUGUGGUUGCAAAUUUUAGCGCCUCUUGGUGUGGACCUUGUAGAGUGAUUGCACCCUUCUACUCUGAGCUGUCCGAGAAGUAUCUAAGACUUCUGUUUCUGACAGUUGAUGUUGAUGAACUAACGGAUUUCAGUACUUCAUGGGAUAUUAAAGCGACUCCCACAUUCUUUUUCCUUAGGGAUGGCCAACAAGUAGACAAGCUUGUCGGAGCCAACAAGCCAGAGCUACAGAAAAAGAUAACUGCUAUUUCAGAUUCAACUACAGCAACCUAAGGGGAGGUAAAGGAAAGUCCCUUUCUCUUUUUUGUUUUUUCUUUUUCGGAUGGGGUGGGAUGAGGAGGUAGUGGUGAUAAUAUUGUGAUUUGCUUCAUUCUGAUGUGAGUAAAGUAAGUAUUGAUUGACAUGAGUAUUGCCUUUGAUUGUAAAUUGUGUUCAUUAGUGUAUGUUGCCUUUAUAGAUUGCUGGCCAUGAUGAAUAUGCUUACUCUUUGAAGUUGUCAUAAUUAUGGAAAUGUUAUAGUUUC
This is a messenger RNA of Impatiens glandulifera, 1012 nucleotides long. RefSeq names its product thioredoxin H-type. Lineage: Eukaryota; Viridiplantae; Streptophyta; Magnoliopsida; Ericales; Balsaminaceae. The record is from RefSeq and is a predicted model, not a curated record. The coding region runs from base 352 to 762 and encodes 136 amino acids. The transcript is spliced from 6 exons.